Cannabis sativa is the source of this 645-nucleotide messenger RNA. RefSeq lists its product as uncharacterized. Lineage: Eukaryota; Viridiplantae; Streptophyta; Magnoliopsida; Rosales; Cannabaceae. Gene Ontology annotation, molecular function: nucleic acid binding. The record is from RefSeq and is a predicted model, not a curated record. The transcript has 4 exons. Bases 1 to 645 code for a protein of 214 amino acids.
AUGUAUCAGGAUGUGAAAUCAUUGUAUUGGUGGACAGGUAUGAAAAGUGUCAUUGUGGAGUAUGUGUCAAAAUGCCUAACUUGUCAGCAGGUCAAGGUAGAGCAUCAGAGACCAGCAGUGUGGACUAUGUAUAUGGUGGAUCAGUACGCUCAUCUAUAUGUCAAGGAGAUAGUUAGACUUCAUGGUGCUCCAAAGUUGAUCGUUUCCGAUCGAGAUCCAAAGUUUACAUCCAAGUUCAGGGAGAGUUUGCAACGAGCAAUGGACUUUGAAGGCUCCUGGAAUAAGUACCUUCCUCUAAUCGAAUUUUCGUAUAAUAAUAUUUAUCAGAGUGCCAUUGGUAUGGCACCGUACCAAAUGCUUUAUGGGAGAAAAUAUCGUUCACCCAUUCAUUGGGAUGAAGCCAGUGAACAGAGGUAUCUUGGACCUAAUCCAGUGAAAAGAAUGAGUGAGGCCAUUGAAAAGAUUCGAGCUCACAGACCUGUCAUCAAGGAACAAACGGUUUAUAUCCUGGAUAGGAAGGAAAAAGUGUUGCUGAACAAGACUAUUCCGCUAGUCAAAGUUCUAUGGAGGAACAGAAAGAUUGAAGAGGCGACUUGGGAAUUAGAGUCGCAAAUGCGGGAGCAGUAUCCUGAGAUAUUCAAGUAA